Molecule: messenger RNA, 5523 nt
Organism: Rotaria socialis
Lineage: Eukaryota; Metazoa; Rotifera; Eurotatoria; Philodinida; Philodinidae
Source: the annotation of a GenBank genome assembly
AUGUUCGUCGUUUCAAAGAAAUUGGUAUGUCUUCGUCCGCUAUUCCUUCGUUCGAUUACUACCGAUGUUCUUCGAAUUGGAUCUGUCACUCGUCCAGUGACACCACCAACGGAUAGUAAUCAAUCACUUGUUCCGAUAUUUUACUAUGAAAAAAAUCUUUUUCCACCACCAUUUGUUCGUCAUCUUGAAUGGCUAAUGAAAAAAGAUAAACUUGGACAAGAUGCUUUAUUCGUUGGUCCACCGGGACCAAUUCGUCGUCGUCUUAUUCUUGCUUAUCUUGAAUUAACCGGUAAACCAUAUCAAUAUUUACAAUUAACUCGCGAUACGACAGAUUCAGAUAUAAAACAACGACGAGAAAUUCAAAACAAAACAGCUUUAUUCAUAAACCAAGCAGCUGUCAAUGCUGCUAUUCACGGGCAUACACUCGUUCUCGAUGGUUUAGAAAAAACAGAACGAAAUGUUUUACCCAUAUUAAAUAAUUUAUUGGAAAAUCGUGAAAUGAAUUUAGAUAAUGGACAAUUUUUAGUAUCAACACAACGUUUUGAUGAACUAUUAAAAUCUUAUACGAAGGAACAGCUUGAUCAAUUGAAUUUUAUUCGUGUUCAUGAAGAUUUUCGUGUUAUUGCUUUAACAUUACCACCGUUACCCGAUUAUAAAGGACAUAGUCUUGAUCCACCAUUACGAUCUCGAUUUCAAUUACGUGACAUGGGAAAUGUGCCAUUAAGUUUUACUGAACAUACAAAUCUUCUUCAAUCACUUCAUCCUAAUGUUGAUAGUCAUUUCAUUGAACAAUUACUUUCUUUAGCAUCUUUAAUUAAUUCAACUGAUUUAGAAACUCUUAAAUUAAUUCAUUUUCCGUUCGAUCGUCUUGAUCUUUCAGUUCGUUUAGCUGAAUUAAUUCCAGCGAUAAAUCUUGCUGAUUGUAUUCAUCGUAUUUAUCCCUAUGAAAUUCUUUAUAGGCAAUCAAAAGAAUCCAAACAAGCUAUUCAACAUAUGUUUAAAACAUUAGCUCUACCACAGCAAGAAAAAAAUUCAUCAAAGAAAAUUAUUAAAAUUAAUCGUCAAGAAACUAAAGCUACUGUUGAUUAUGAAAUGAAUGGAAAGCAAUAUCAACUAACGGUACCAGCUCAUGAUAGUAAAUUAGUUAUUAAUUCACCAACAUUUAUUAGUACAUCUUAUCAUGAUCAACUUCUAGCUGAUUUAAUGUUAAGUCAUGCUAUUGGAGAUAUGUGUUUAAUUGGUCCGAAAGGUUGUGGGAAAAGUUUAAUUAUUGAUCAAUUUGCUUCUUUACUCAAUUAUCCAAUUGAAUAUUUUGUACUCUAUAAAGAUUUAUCAGCACGAGAGCUAUUACAACAACGUAUUACCAAUGAAAAUGGCGAUACUCUAUGGCAAAAUACGCCACUCGUACAAGCAGCUAUUCACGGCCGACUACUUGUACUCGAUGGCAUACAUCGUUUAAAUAAUGAUACAUUAGUUUCAUUACAAAGACUUAUUCAAGAUCGUGAACUUUUCUUACCCGACGGAACACGUCUUCUUCGGCAUGAUCGAUAUGAUCAUUUAGAAAAUCCACCAACAAGUAUUCGUAGAAUUCAUCCGUCAUUUCGUAUCGUUGCUCUUGCUGAACCACCUUCAGGAGGCAAUAUUGCACCUAGUGAAGGUUCUUCGGUAAAAUCCUCAAGUGAACAAAACUGGUUGAAUGCUGAAACAUUAAAUUUAUUUUUAUAUCAUCAAAUGCGUUCAUUGAAUUUAAAUGAAGAACGUGAAAUAGUUUAUUCAUAUUUAUCGGCUCCUAAUAAAUCAAUACCAGCUAUUGAACAUCUUCUUCAAUUUGUUCAUGAACUACGAAAUUCAUCUGAAACACAAUUGAAAACUGUAGCACAAUCAUUAUCAACACGAAAUGUUUUACGUGUCGCUAAACAUUUAAAACAAAAUACAUCUAAUUAUCAUCUACAAUUACGCGAUCAAUUAAUUCGACAAACAUCGGCACCAUUUCUUCCACGACUUGUUCAAGAUGCAUUUUAUGAAGCAUUAAAUAAAUCAGGUCUUGAAAAUAAUCAACCGGCUAUAUCGUCCGAUAUCAAUUGGAAACAAUCAGUUAUGAAUCCGAAUGAUUCCUCGAACAGUUCGUUUGAACAUGCAGCAAAAGUUCCUUUUACAGUUUUCUAUGAAAAUCCAAUACAUAGUGAAAUUAUUCAACAAAUGCAUGAAUCGUUUUUGUUAGGUGAACAUUUAUUAUUAAUUGGACCGCAAGGAGUAGCAAAAAAUCGUAUUGUUGAUCAUUAUCUUCAAACAUUAAAAUUGCCUCGUGAAUAUAUUCAACUACAUCGCGACACAACUGUACAAAGUCUGACGAUUCAAGCAAAUAUUAUCAAUGGUCGUAUUGUCUAUGAAGAUAGUCCAUUGAUAAAAGCAAUAAAAGAAGGUUCAGUUGCAGUUAUCGAUGAAGCAGAUAAAGCUCCAACGAAUGUAACAGGAAUAUUAAAAUCUUUGAUUGAAAGUGGCUCCAUGUUUCUCAGCGACGGACGGCAUGUUUAUCCGAAAGAAACAGGAGCUAUUACAACAAUACCAUCGAAUAUGAUUAUUCGUACUCAUCCAAAUUUUCGAAUGAUUGUUCUAGCGAAUAGACCUGGUUUUCCAUUUCUUGGAAAUGACUUAGGUGAUCAUUUUUCAACAUUUCCAAUUUUGAAUCCACCUCGUGAAAGUGAAAUUAUUCUCUUACAAAAUUUUGGUCCUAAUAUUGAACGUAAAAAACUCGAACAAUUAGUCGAUGUAUUUACACAAUUACGUCAAUUAUCUAUCGAUGGUAUCAUUUCAUAUCCUUAUAGUUUACGUGAACUUGUUUCAAUCGUCAAACAUUUAAAUAUGUUUCCAAAUGAUUCAUUAGCUGAUGUUGUCUGUAAUGUAUUUGAUUUAGAUAAUUAUAAUACAGAUGUUAUUGAUCGUAUACAGUCAAUUCUUCAUCGGCAUGGAAUUCCAUUUCAUAUAGAAAAACGAACAGUAAAUUUAGCUAAAAGUUACCCAUUAAAACUUGUUUCCAAUCAAGAAACAUGGCAAACUACGGCGAUCGAUGGUGCAAAUCUUGAACAUUCAUCAUCGAUUAUAUUAAGUGAACAGCCGAAUAAACCAUCGAUAAAAACAAUUCACUCAAUCAAUCGAAAUGAUUCAAGAACUCGAAAUUUUACUGAAAUGAUUUAUAAAUAUCGAUUACCAUUGGAUGAAACAACUUAUGUACAUGAUCUUAAGGUUCUAAAUGCAAAUAAAUCUGUACUGGUAUUAACAGGUAAUCCACUGGCAUUGUGGAUAUUUAAAUUAGGUGAAAAUCAAGCGAAAAAAAUUGAUUUACACCCUAUAUUUACUAAGCAUUCAAAUCGUUUUACUACACCAAAUUAUCAGUUACAUCUAAUUCCGGGAAAUGACAAACAAGUGAUUGUAGGUGAGAUAACAAAUCAAGUAUGGUCAUUGAUGAAUCUAGAGGAUGGCCAAACUUCGAUUGUUCAAUCUUGUAUUUCAUCAUCGACUCCAUUAACAGAAACCAUAAGUCGGAAAUUUAAUGAACUUCUUUCACAACGAACGACUGUUCCAUCAAGAUCAGUAUACAACUCGAUGAAUGGUCAACUCCUUCAAUAUAAUUUUAAUUCACAUGCGAUUCAUAUAGUUGAUUUUAUGAAAAAUCUAUCUCACCAAAUAAAACUUCCAUUUUUAAUGCGACAUGCGUUUCCGUUGGGUGACCAAUUCGUUCUUACUGAUCAUGUUCAACAAGCUUCAUCUUCGUAUCUUUUUAAUGCAAAUAGUGAACAAAAACCAACGAUAUCAAAGAUUCAACAUCACAUUGAUGCGAUUGGUUUAGCUAGUAGUGGCGGAUAUUUGAAUGACAAUUCAUUGUGGUUUUCAAGUUCACAUGAUUAUUUAGCAAAGAUUAUUUCAAAUACAAGUAAUAAUCUUAUUGUUGAAAGGUUUCGACGAACAAAAUUAAUAUCGCCGGGUGAUGUGCCAGCACAGGAAAUGUAUGAAAAACGACGUUUACAAACAUUUAUUAAUAAGCAACAUUCAUUAAUUGCUUCAUUAUAUGCAAAAGCUGAAAUUGAUAAAAAAUUUGCAGCGAAAACGGAUAUUCCUGAUGCAUCGAUUCUUACUUUUAUUGAAUUAGUUGAUUUAAAUCAUAAUUUAGUAACUUAUAUUCCAAUUCAACGUUUUCAAGAACAAAAUGCACGUUCAUCAACAUCUCAACAUGAAUGGCAUAUGUUGAUUAAAUCUGGCUCAGGUGUUAUUGCUGAACAAUUUAACGAUGGUUCGUUAGUAACGAUCGAUUCUCGUGCUAAUAUUCAUCACUGGGAAAUCGUACCAAGUAAUUUACAAAUUUCAUUAGAUGCUUGGAGCAAAAAUACGAAUCAGUCAGGACAACACAGCCUGGAUAUUGAAUAUAUGAAAGGUGGAAAAACUGAUUUAAGUGGACCUAAACAUGGAAAAGUAGAUCCAGAAAAUAAUCCACAUGUAGGUGGAAAUCAAUGGGCUGGUGGAAGUGGUGGUCGAGAUACUGCUGGACUGGGUGGUAUUGGAGGACCGUAUCGUUUAGACAGCGGUAAUCAAGUUUAUCAAGUUUCUGAUGAUGUCAAAGCAGCAGUACCUGAACAUAUACGAAAAGCAGCAAGAGAAUUAGGUCAAAAAGUUUUCAAAGAACGUUUGAAAGAAAUUGAAAUGUCUGAAUAUGAACAUGAAGUUUAUGAAAAAUAUCUGAAUAAAAUUUCAAGUGAAAUCAAAAUGCUUCGAUCAAUUAUUGAAUCAUUAGAAGCCAAAUCGCAUGAUCGUCAAUGGGUGCGUCAUCGCACAACGGGCGAUUGGGAUGAACGAAAAUUAAUUGAAGGUAUUAUUGGCGAAAAAUCUAUCUAUAAAUAUCGUGCUGAUGUUCCACCUGAGCCUGGCAGUCCACAGACAAAAGCUAAACGUCUUCGUUUAGUUGUCGAUUUAUCUGCAUCGAUGUAUCGUUUUAAUGGUGUUGAUAACCGGUUAGAACGUCAAUGUGAAUGUGUAUUGAUGUUUCUUGAAUCGUUGGCUGGUUUUGAACAUAAAUUUACUUACGAUAUUGUUGGUCAUUCAGGUGACGAACAUUCAAUUGAACUUGUAAGAAAAAAUCAACCACCAAAAAAUAAUAAAGAACGCUUGAAACUAUUAAAACUGAUGUAUACACAUACGAUGUUUUGCAAUUCGGGUGAUAAUACAUUUGCAGCUUUAAAAUCGGCCAUUGAUGCUUUACAAGCAGAACCAGAUGAUACAGUCGAUGAACGUUUUGUUAUUGUUAUAUCAGAUGCAAACUUCGAUCGAUACGGUUUAUCACCGCAAGUCUUUGGGAAAAUGUUACAAUCCAAUGAGAAUGUUCAAUGUUUUGCCAUGUUUAUUGGAUCACUAGGACAACAAGCAACACAUUUACAACAGAAUUUACCAUCUGGAAAAGGUUUUGUUUGCCUUGAAACUACUCAAAUACCAAAAGUAUUAAAGACUAUUUUUACUUCUGAUGUUUUACAUUGA